Messenger RNA from Trichoplusia ni (cabbage looper), 1324 nucleotides. It is a transcript of the gene Kcmf1, whose product is annotated as E3 ubiquitin-protein ligase KCMF1. The record is from RefSeq and is a predicted model, not a curated record. Gene Ontology annotation, biological process: synaptic signaling. NCBI's taxonomy places the organism in Eukaryota, Metazoa, Arthropoda, Insecta, Lepidoptera, Noctuidae. Gene Ontology annotation, cellular component: plasma membrane. The transcript is spliced from 8 exons. Gene Ontology annotation, molecular function: zinc ion binding. The coding region runs from base 203 to 1324 and encodes 373 amino acids.
AAUAUCGAUGGUUCAUUCAUUUAUGUGACGUCAUUAUGGCCUGGUUGGGUUAGGUUUGCUUGGAAAUUUUUGUUAACAAUCUUGUAUUUUAAUAUAUUAUAUGUUGUGCUACUUAUUUUAGAUUAGUAAUAUAAAUACCUCAUAUAGUACCGGUAAUCCUGGUGCCAAGAAGUGUCUGUUUCGACGACAUUUUCUGGCGAAAAUGAAUCGCCAUGAAGGAGUCAGCUGUGAUUCUUGUUUGAAAAAUAACUUCAGAGGACGACGAUACAAAUGUUUGAUUUGCAUCGAUUAUGACUUGUGCGCAGCCUGCUAUGAGUCCGGCGCUACCACAAACCAACACACUACAGAGCAUCCAAUGCAAUGCAUUUUAUCUAGAAGUGACUUUGAUCUGUACUAUGGUGGAGAGGCACUAACUUUGGAACAGCCUCAGGCUUACACAUGUCCAUUCUGCAAUCGGAUGGGCUUCACUGACAUAGCGCUCAUGGAGCAUGUAACAGCAGAGCAUGCGGACACCACCCUGGCUGUGGUGUGUCCAGUGUGUGCUUCAAUGCCAGGCGGGGAACCAAAUUUCGUGACCGACGACUUUGCAGGUCAUCUUACCUUGGAACAUAGGACAGGUCCUAGAGAUCUCAUUUCAUUUCUGGAUGAACCAAGCGGCAUCAGGCACGGUGGAGUGCGACGUAUACCGCACUCAGGCCGUGGCGUCAGUCGCGCACGACGCACCAACAUGCAGUUCAGCACGGGCGGCGGCAUCUCGUCGCUGUCGCCGUCGUCGCGCGACGCGGUGGUGGACCCCAUCGCGGAGCUCCUGUCGCAGCUGUCGGGCGUGCGGCGCGGCGCCGGCCAGCCCGGCACGCCCAGCCAGCUGCAGCAGCUGCAGAUGCAGCUGCAGCUCGAGCGGCAGCACGCCACGGCGGCCCGACAGCAGCUGGAGCGGCUGCCGAGGCGCGCGGGCGGCGCGGCGGGCGGGGCCAGCGGCAGUGCGCCGCCUCCCGCGCCGCAACCCGCCGUGGCGCAACCGCAGCCGCAGCCCGAGCCUUCCGACUCACAGUUUCUCCUCUCCGGCUUCCUCGGAGCCAGCGACAGCCAGGCGAGCGCCGAGGCGGAGAGCCGCGCGGCGCUGCUGCGGGGGCUGGUGCUGGCGUCGCUGGGCCGCGCGGCGCCGGCCGUGAGCGCGCCCGCGCCCGAGCCCGAGCGAGCGCCCGCCCCCGCGCCCGCGCCCGCGCCCGCGCCGCCGGCCGCCACGCUGCGCGUCAAGCCGGCGCCGCGCACCAAGGUAGGCAGGCGGGCGCGCGGCGCGGCGGCGCGCGAGCUCCCCCACUGA